This is a messenger RNA of Echinostoma caproni, 474 nucleotides long. The record is from the annotation of a GenBank genome assembly. Lineage: Eukaryota; Metazoa; Platyhelminthes; Trematoda; Plagiorchiida; Echinostomatidae.
AUGGGCAGCCGAUGGGGUCAUAUUCUAGCUAACAUAUUCAUGGCCAGUCUGGUGACCAAAGCCAAUAAAACAUUGACCGGUAUUCUGCUCUACAGGAGGUAUUUUUCUGACACGUUGAUAAUCACCCAGAGCGAGGAGUUGUUAAAUGAAUUGAAUUUGCUUGACAAGGACAUACAAGUCACUGUGGAAACUGAGCAGUACAAAACAAACCUAUUUCUGGAUAUUGUUAUUGGUGGAAGAACUGACCGAACUAUUUCUAGAUUAGUGCAUCAAAAAUCCACAUGGGACAACCAGUAUAUGCAUCCUGGGAGUUUUGCUCCAAUCCAAUCCAAUCGAGCUACGAGUUUGUGUACUCCAGAUGAUGUGCAGAGUGCGCUAUUUCAGCUGACGGAAACUCUGAAGCUCAAUGGUUAUACAAAGGUACAGUGUAAAAGUCAAACCCAAGACCUCGGGGGUGACAGUACCGAAAUUUGA